GGAAGAGGUGGUGCUUCUAGCUGCUUCAUUUGGAGUCAUUACUUCCCUUAUUAUCAGUUUCAUCUCAUUUUUUUUGCUAGCACAGAGUAUGUAAAUUAAUAUAGUAAAGAAUCCCAACAUCUUUUUUUUUUUAAGCAGACUUUGGGGAAGUUGAAAAGUUAUUUAUUUUCUCAUGUUAAGGAAGAAGAAAUGAUGACUUACUAGAGAAGAAAAGUAAAAAGCGAUCUGGGAACACUGAAAAAGGAUUACUUAUAAUAUCACAUCUUAAUGACAGAAGGUAUCAUGCUCAACAAGAAAUAAGAUGACUGCUCCAAAUAAUCAAACUUAUUCUAUUUCUACCAAUUUACAACCUGAAGAAUACAAGAUUGCAGCACUGGUCUUUUAUAGUUGUAUCUUCAUAAUUGGAUUACUUGUGAAUGUGACUGCUCUCUGGGUCUUCAGUUGUAGCACCAAGAAGAGAACAACUGUAACUAUAUAUAUGAUGAAUGUAGCAUUAUUGGACAUAGUCUUCAUAUUGUGCUUACCCUUUCGUAUGCUUUAUUAUGGGAAAGGUAAAUGGCUCUUUGGAGAGACUUUCUGUCACAUUCUUGGAGCUCUCACAAUGUUUUAUCCAAGUAUUGCCCUUUGGCUUCUUGCUUUUAUUAGUGCUGAUAGAUACAUGGCUAUUUUGCAGCCAAAACAUACCAAAGAACUUAAGAACACAAGCAAAGCAGUGCUAGCUUGCAUUGGAAUUUGGAUAAUGACUCUUGCAACCACUACCCCUCUAUUAUUUUUAAAUGAAGAUCCAGAUAAAGGCUCAAACCCUGCCAGCUGCCUGAAAAUUUUUGACAUUAUCCACUUAAAAGCAAUUAACAUACUGAACUUCACCCGUUUGAUUUUUUUUUUCUUGAUUCCAAUUUUCAUCAUGAUUGGAUGCUAUUCAUUCAUUAUUAACAGUCUACUUCGUGGCCAGACUUCUAAGCUGAAACCAAAGGUCAAGGAAAAGUCCAUAAGAAUAAUUAUUACUCUGAUUAUACAAGUGCUUUUCUGCUUUGUCCCCUUUCAUAUCUGUUUUGCUUUUCUAAUGCUACAAGAUGAGGAAAACAGAUUCAAUCCAUGGAGUACCUUUACCACUUUUCUCAUGAAUCUCAGCACAUGCCUGGAUGUUAUACUCUAUUACAUUGUCUCAAAACAAUUUCAAGCCCGAGUCAUCAGUGUUAUGCUAUAUCGAAAUUAUCUUCGAAGUGUGCGCAGGAAGAGUUUUCGAUCAGGUAGUUUACGGUCACUAAGCAAUAUAAAUAGUGAAAUGAUAUGAUCAAUAGUUAUUUAAAAUCAAGUAUCAGAGAACUACAUAUAGACAAAGAGUACAUUAAAUGUACUAUGAAGCAUCAUUAUAAUAGCCCCACCUACUAUAAUAUAUUUUAGGAAUGCUUUCUAUUGAACUCAUUAUAGGACAAAGGAAAAAAAUUCUUAGCUAAUUUAGUAACUAUUAUAUUCAUUCUUUCAAAAAAAAGGCCUUUAUAUGAAUUCAUGAUGAAAAGACAUGAUUUCAAUUUAAUAUUUUUAUUCAGGCAGGAAGAAAAUGGAAUCUCAGGUUUGGAAAAAUGACCUUUACCUGAAGAUAAACCUUCUAUAAAACAUUUUGGACAGGUGGUCAUCUAGUCUUUUUCUGAUGAUCUGUAAUUAAGGAAAACCAACUAUUUCCUAAAGAAGCCAAUUUAUCUUUGGAUAACUAUUAGGAAAUAUUUCCUUGUAUCAAGCCAAAAUUUAACUCUUUUUUUUUUCUGGUUCAUGGCUUCUAGUUCCAUACUCUGGGUCCAAGUACAAUUAGUUUGCUUCUCACACUGAAUCUAAUGGUUACUUCUGUCAAACAGUUCCUUUUAAUGGAGUGGAAAGAGGAAAAUUACUAAGCUGAUCAACUAAAAACUUCAUUUAGCUGAAAUUGCCAUAUACAGAAUUUAUCUACUAGGUAAUCUGGAACAGAAGUUCUCAAUACAAUAUCUAGCACUAACAUUCCAAAUAUCCACUUGGAAAAAUUCUGAUAACAGCAGCUAUGAUUUCGCUGGGGUAAUGAAUAGAACACUGGUCUUGGAGGCAGGAGACCUAGUUUUAAUUAAUUUACUUUCUCCACACCUCAAUUUCCUUAUCCGUAAAAUAGGACUAAGAAAAGAUGACCUCUAAAAUCUCUCUCAGAUGUAGACUUAUGAUCCUAUAAUUCUAGAUCCUGGAUAUCCCACCUACCUGCUGAGUGACCUUGAGCCAAUUCCCUUAAUUGCUUUGAAUCUCUAUUUCCUAAUUAGUAAUAAUGUUGUUCAUUGGUUUCAGUUAUGUCCAACUCUUGCUGACCCCAUGUGGGAUUUUUCUUGACAAAGAUAUUGGGAAGGUUUGCAACUUCUUCCAGCUCAUUUUACAGAUGAGGAAAUUGAGGCAAACAAGGAAUAAGUCAUUUGCCCAGGAUCACACAGCUAGUAAGUGUCUGAGACCAGAUUUGAACUUGAGAAGACCAGUCUUCUAGGCUUCAGGCCUGGUACUCUAUCCCCCCACAGCACCUAGCUGCCCCCGUCCAUCAGAAAUAUAGGGAUAAUUGUGUGAAUUUCCUACCUCAGAGGUUUGUUGUGAAGAAAGCAUUUUGUAAAUUGUAAAUGACUAUAUGAUUAUGAACUGCUAUUAUUAUUCUAGUCCCUAUUUCUAGAGAGUUGAAUAUGAUAGAAAGAAAAAGAGAAGGAAGAGAUUAUAAAAGCUAUGCCUAUGAUUCCAUUUUUAGAUAACCUUACAGUUAAAAUGGUAGCAACAGGUACUCCAAUGUUUUGACCUAUAUUACAUAAUGCCAUAGUUUCCUUUUCUACUAUUAGAAAAGACUAUUACACAUGGGGAUUCCUGUAGCUAAGUUGAGUAGAAUGUAAGUUUCUUAUAUAGCACAAUCCAUAGACAUAAUGAAGGUUUAAUAAAUAUUUACUGAAUAGAAUUCCAACAGAUGAAGUGAAUUUAUGAUACACCAAAUCACACAAAUGACUUAAUUCAUUUUUUUAAGUGCUAUGGGGAGAAAAAAAGGUGAUUACAUAAAAAUUUCUCCACUAAAUUAAUUCUCCAAUAUAAAGCAAAUUCCCUUCCUAGAAGACAAUUGACUUCAAACAAACAAACAAAAAACUGCGGUUUGCUCUCUAAUGUGAUACUUGUCAGUUCACAUUCAAUAUAAACAAAUGAGGCAAUAAAAAUGUUUAUUAUGUCAAUAUAAACUCUUCAAGAACUUAAAACUGUUUUUUUUAAUGUUUAAGUCUUUUUCUGUAAGAACAACUGUGUAAACAAUAAAGAAUAAGUCAAGAUUA
This is a messenger RNA of Monodelphis domestica (gray short-tailed opossum), 3305 nucleotides long. It is a transcript of the gene GPR18, whose product is annotated as G protein-coupled receptor 18. Gene Ontology annotation, cellular component: plasma membrane. Gene Ontology annotation, molecular function: G protein-coupled receptor activity. The record is from RefSeq and is a predicted model, not a curated record. Gene Ontology annotation, biological process: phospholipase C-activating G protein-coupled receptor signaling pathway; positive regulation of Rho protein signal transduction. NCBI's taxonomy places the organism in Eukaryota, Metazoa, Chordata, Mammalia, Didelphimorphia, Didelphidae.